AUGCUACAUUUGGAUGUGAAGAACCUGACGUCACUGGAGCGCUUCCACCGGCGCAUCUCGCAGCACGAACUGUACCGCGCGGGGGACCCCGUGAUCGAAGACGUGCUGCGGGACCUCGCCACGCAGCGCAUCGUGCACGUCAGUCAAAAAGAUGGAGGCACUCAGAUCAAGCUGGUCAUCGACUACGCUAACCAGAUGCAAGCUCUGUUCAAGCCUAUGCGGUUUCCUCGGGACCAGCAGACACUGCCCAAUCACUUCUACUUCACAGACUUCGAGCGGCACACGGCAGAGAUCGCCUCCUUCCACCUGGACAGACUGCUGGGCUUCCGGAGGGCGAUGCCGGUGUCGGGGCGCGUGCUGAACAUGACGAGUGAGCUGUACGAGCUGGCGGACGGCGAGCUGCUGAAGACGUUCUUCGUGUCGCCGUCGGACAACCUGUGCUUCCACGGGCGCUGCUCGUACUACUGCGACACGGCGCACGCCAUCUGCGGCAACCCGGACACGCUGGAGGGCAGCUUCGCCGCCUUCCUGCCCGACAAGGCGGUCGCGCCGCGCAAAGUGUGGAGGCACCCCUGGCGGCGCUCCUACCACAAGCGCCGGAAGGCCCAGUGGGAGAACGACCCUGGCUACUGCUCGCUGGUGCGCGACAUCCCGCCGUACGACAGCGGACGGCGGCUGCUGGACCUGAUGGACAUGGCGGUGUUCGACUUCCUGACGGGCAACAUGGACCGCCACCACUACGAGACGUUCCGCAUGUUCGGCAACGACACGUUCCCGCUGCACCUGGACCACGGGCGCGGCUUCGGCCGGCCCUUCCACGACGAGAUGUCCAUCCUGGCGCCCGUCAUACAGUGCUGCCUGCUGCGGCAGUCGACGCUCACCACGCUGCUCAGGUACCACAACGGCCCCCGCAAGCUGAGCGACGCGAUGCGGGACGCGAUGCAGAAGGACCCGGUGGCGCCGGUACUGUGGGAGCCGCACCUCGCCGCGCUGGACCGCCGUGUGCGCAUCGUGCUGCAGGCCGUGCGCGACUGCGUUGCCCGCGACGACGCCGUCGAGGCGGUGGUGCGCAACGACGCCGACGGCGACGCCGCCGACGCCGCCCCCGCUGGACUCUGCUCUCGUGUGAUGGUCGUCGCAAAAGUAAACAACAACCUAGGGACCACGCUGCUUCCAUAG
Messenger RNA from Schistocerca nitens (vagrant locust), 1179 nucleotides. Its product is annotated as extracellular serine/threonine protein CG31145-like. Bases 1 to 1179 code for a protein of 392 amino acids. Gene Ontology annotation, molecular function: protein serine/threonine kinase activity. The transcript has 8 exons. Lineage: Eukaryota; Metazoa; Arthropoda; Insecta; Orthoptera; Acrididae. Gene Ontology annotation, biological process: protein phosphorylation. Gene Ontology annotation, cellular component: Golgi apparatus. The record is from RefSeq and is a predicted model, not a curated record.